Molecule: messenger RNA, 1187 nt
Organism: Phragmites australis (common reed)
Lineage: Eukaryota; Viridiplantae; Streptophyta; Magnoliopsida; Poales; Poaceae
Product: WAT1-related protein At5g64700-like
Exons: 7
Coding region: 8-1147 (379 amino acids)
Cellular component (GO): plasma membrane
Molecular function (GO): transmembrane transporter activity
Source: RefSeq, a predicted model, not a curated record
CUGGUUCAUGCCCUCUGGUUCGCUGAUCAAUCUUGUAGAGAGAGAGAGAGAGAGAGAGAGAGAGAGAGAGAGAGCAAUGGGGAGGUCAUUGUUCAAGAAGGAGUGGGGUCCGGCCAUCUGCAUGGUGCUGAUCGAGCUGUUCACGACGGGGCAGAUGCUGCUCACUAAGGUGGUCGUCGACGCCGGGCUCUUCGUCUUCGCCCUGCUCACCUACCGCUUCUUCCUCGGCGCCGCGCUGGUCGUCCCGCUCGCCAUGAUCUUCGAGAGGGGAAAGUUGAGGGAGCUUAAAUUGAAGGCGUUCAUAUGGAUUUUUACCAGUGCACUUGUUGGGUUCACAAUUCCUGGCCUGUACUACAUUGGCCUAGGGGAUACUUCACCCGGAUAUGCCAUCAAUUUCUACAACAUCAUCCCAAUCGCAACAUUCAUCCUUGCUGUACUCUUCAGGAAGGAGCCCCUGAACAUGAGGAGCCUUGUAGGAAACAUCAAGGUCAUUGGAACCCUAGUUUGUGUCGGGGGGACUCUGGUGAUCAGCCUGUACAAAGGCAAAGUGCUUCAUCUGUGGCCUACCAACAUCAUCGGGUACCACCCAAAGCAAGCUGGAGCCGCAUUUGGACAUCACCACAUGCGUGGAACCAUCUUGCUUAUCACCAGCUGCUUGAGCCUGGCCGUCUGGUACACAGUACAGGCCCAGAUGCUGAAAGUGUUCCCAUACAAGUACUGGUCCACAGUUGCUACAUGCUUAGUGGGGAGCAUCCAAAUGGCUGUUGUAGGGGUCGCAAUGAACCGAGAAAAGGCAACUUGGCAGCUGAAAUGGAACAUGAGCUUGCUCACGAUCGUUUACUCGGCAAUACUCAACACUGCUGCAAAGUUCGUAAUGAUUUCAUGGGUCGUCACACAGCGAGGCCCCACCUACCCGUCGAUGUUUUGUGCAGUGUCAGUGUUGUUCACCACUGUCCUUGACUCGCUGCUUCUUGGCCAUGACUUAUGUGUUGGAAGUAUUCUUGGCAUGCUCAUGAUUCUGGCUGGGCUCUACCUUUUCCUAUGGGGAAAGAGAAAAGAAUUGGUGCCUGAGAGUGAAGAAAACCCCAAGGAGGAAUUGCAAUUUCAGGGUGAAGAUAAAAUUAAUGAAUCAGGAUCCAAUGUAUGAUUUCUUUUUUCAUGAUGUAACAUAAUUAUUGAGUCAUCAA